This is a messenger RNA of Zonotrichia leucophrys gambelii, 1242 nucleotides long. RefSeq names its product gap junction protein delta 4 (gene GJD4). Gene Ontology annotation, molecular function: gap junction channel activity. Gene Ontology annotation, cellular component: connexin complex. The record is from RefSeq and is a predicted model, not a curated record. Bases 1 to 1242 code for a protein of 413 amino acids. The transcript is spliced from 2 exons. Gene Ontology annotation, biological process: cell-cell signaling. Lineage: Eukaryota; Metazoa; Chordata; Aves; Passeriformes; Passerellidae.
AUGGAGCACUGGGACUCACUGGGAUUUUUGAUAGUCACACUCAACUAUAAUGUGACUAUUGUGGGGAAGCUCUGGCUGGUGCUGAUGAUCCUGCUGCGCCUGGCAGUGGUGGUGUUAGCAGGGUACCCCCUGUACCAGGACGAGCAGGAGCGCUUUGUGUGCAACACCCUGCAGCCAGGGUGCUCCAACGUUUGCUACGACUUGUUCGCCCCCGUGUCUCACUUCAGGUUCUGGCUCAUUCAGACUGUGUCUGUCCUGCUGCCCUAUGCUGCGUUCAGCAUUUACGUGCUGCACAGGGUGGCUGUGCACAUUGUCAGAAUGCACUGUCUGCUGCAUGGGUGCAGGAGCAACAAGGGUUUGCCAAGCCCCAAAGGUGUGAAGCAGCUCUGUAGAGGUGCAGUUGUCAAUAGAGUAGAUUGUGGUGCAGACAACCUAAGUGUCCUUAAUUUUUCAGGGGCAUAUACUGUUCAUCUUUUUGUUAGGACCCUACUUGAGGCUGCCUUUGCAGCUGUGCAAUAUUUCCUUUUUGGGUUUUUUGUUCCUGACCGCUUUUCAUGCCACCACUCACCUUGCACGAGCACUGUUGACUGUUACAUCUCCAGGCCCACUGAGAAAUCCAUCAUGAUGAUUUUCAUCUGGGGGGUCAGCAGUCUGUCCUUCCUGCUCAGCCUUGCUGACCUUGUCUGUGCCCUCCGGAGAACGACAGCAAGGAACCAGGAGAACAAGCAGCUGGCAAACCUCUGCCCAGAGCAGGAGUGCAGGAUACACCUUCCCCCAGCCCAGCACAGUGGCUCCUCUCCACCUCAAAGCAGGGAUGGCCCAGCAGCAAACAGCUGUCACACCAGUGAUGGCUCCUGCUCACCUCUCCCUGAGGAGGAAGAAGAGGCUGUUCUUCAUCCUGGAGGUGUCCCCCAGCAACGUGCCAGCCCUAACCUCAGCAGCAGUAAUUUCUGUGUGCCAGCAGACCUUGCUGUUCAGCAGCAGAGCACUGAAGAGCCCUUGUGUGCCAGUGACCACCAAGGAACUCCCUGCAGCCAAGUGAGACCCAGACUGCAGCAAGACUUCAUUAAAGAUUCUGCCCUGGCUUUGAGACCUCAGAUGGAGUCUCCCCUUGGGGUUUCUUCUGUUGUUCAGGGCAAGCUUUUAGGGUUCUACCCUUCAGCUGAGCUAAAAAGCCCUGAUGAGCAAUCGAAUUAUAGCAGCUCUAGCUGCCUGAGGUUAAAAAAGUCUGAAUGGGUAUAG